Messenger RNA from Aspergillus aculeatus ATCC 16872, 1035 nucleotides. Its product is annotated as zinc-binding alcohol dehydrogenase family protein. The coding region runs from base 1 to 1035 and encodes 344 amino acids. The record is from RefSeq and is a predicted model, not a curated record. NCBI's taxonomy places the organism in Eukaryota, Fungi, Ascomycota, Eurotiomycetes, Eurotiales, Aspergillaceae. Gene Ontology annotation, molecular function: oxidoreductase activity, acting on NAD(P)H. The transcript has a single exon.
AUGUCUCCCAGCAACCGCGCCGCGUGGCUCAGGUCCGAGAAAGCCUAUCCCCUCGAAGUGGACGAAGCAGCCUACACCCCUCCCCAGGAGAACGAAAUCGUAAUCAGAAACCAAGCCGUCGGACUCAAUCUGGUCGACUAUGCCAUGCAAGACAUGGGCACCGCCCUCUUCCCCUGGUCGACCUACCCGACCGUCCUAGGCUGCGACGUGGCGGGCGAAGUCGUCGAGGUCGGCCCCGGCGCCCUCGCCUCCCGCUUCAAGCCCGGAGACCGCGUACUCGGCUUGACAUCAGGAGUCCGAACCAGCCGACCGGCUGAUGGAGGCUUCCAGUCCUACGUGGUCCUCACACCCCAGACCACCGCGCAGAUUCCUCCCCAACUAUCCUUCCCAGACGCCGCGGCCAUCCCCUUGGGAAUCUCCACGGCCGCAAGCGGUCUUUUCCAGAAGGACCACCUUGCCCUACAGUUCCCGUGCGCCCCUCGCGCCGCAUCCACGGGCCAGACGGUGCUUAUCUGGAGUGGCUCGUCGAGUGUCGGCAGCAGCGCGGUUCAGAUGGCCUUCGCAGCCGGGUACGAGGUCUUCAGCACGGCAUCGCCCAAGAACUUUGAGUUUGUGAAGUCCCUGGGGGCAAGUCAAGUCUUCGACUAUCGCAGCGAGACGGUGGUGGAGGAUGUGGUAGCGGCUUCCCAGGGCAAGCAGAGUGCGGGAGCGUUUGCAGUCGGCGAUGGCAGUGUGGAAUUGUGUGCGAAGAUCGUGGCUCAGGUCGAGGGCAGGAAGUUUGUUUCCCUGGCGGUUCCUCCGACAGGGCCGCUGGGGGAGGGCGUAGAGUCGAAGUUCGUCUUUGGAAGUGAUUUGAGACACAAUGAGGUUGGGCCGGCGAUCUUCGAACACUUCCUGCCACGUGCACUGGAAGAUGGCUCCUUCAGGUCUGCGUUGAAGGUGGAGGUGGUGGGACGGGGGUUGGAGUCGGUUCAGAGUGGCUUGGAUACUUUGAAGAAGGGAGUGUCGGCGACGAAAUUGAUCGUUGAGUUGUGA